CGUUCCAGGGGAACAUUUCAUAACCCUUAGCUGCUUCGAAGUUUGGGAUAAGAGGUUACGUAUGGCCCACGUCAUCUCUCCCCAUCGUUCCUUGAUGAAAGAAAAAAAACUCGCCAUCUUUUCCAUAUCACCACACAACCAAUUCAACGGGAAGCAGGGAGAUAGAGAAGAGGGAGGAUGGGCUUCUGGAACUGGCCUUGGAGAGCAAGAUCACCAUCUGGCUUCAGUUCAUCCUCGACUGCCGAAGAGGUCACUGAAGGGAUUGAUGCCAGCCAUCUUACAGCAGUCGUCACAGGAGCAACAAAUGGCAUUGGAAAAGAGACAGCAAGGGUUCUAGCUUUAAGAGGGGCAAAGGUCAUUAUACCAUCCCGAACCAUGGAGAGUGGCAUGAAGGUAAAAGAGAGCCUCCUUGAACAAAAUCCAGAUGCAAAGCUCCAUGUCAUGGAGAUGGAUCUCAGCUCCCUCAGCUCUGUCGACUCCUUUGCUCGUUCCUUCAAUGCAUCAAACAAACGCCUAAACAUCCUAAUCAACAAUGCAGGCAUAAUGGCUUGUCCAUUUCAAUUGUCAAGAGACGGAAUAGAGUUGCAAUUUGCUACAAAUCACCUUGGACAUUUUUUACUGACAAAUCUCUUACUCGAAAAGAUGAAAGCCACAGCCAAGGAAACAGGAAUACAGGGAAAGAUAAUCAAUGUCUCAUCAACUGCACACAAAAGAAGUGAUGGAUCUUGGUUUGAUCUUGAUAAGAUCAAUGACAGUUCAAGGUAUAAACCUUUUGCCGCAUAUUCACACUCAAAACUAGCAAAUAUACUGCACGCAAAUGAGUUAUCUAGGCGUUUGCAGGAAGAGGGAUCUAAAGUAAUGGCCAACUCUUUGCACCCAGGAUUGAUAAUCACCAACAUAGGUCGCUACUUAAACAUAAAUGUUGUGGUACUUUCACUUGCUGCUCUAGCAAAACCUUUUCUAAAGAGCGUUCCCCAGGGGGCUGCAACUAGCUGUUAUUUAGCAUUACAUCCAAAUGCAACAGAUAUAACUGGAAAAUAUUUUGUUGACUGCAAUGAGGCAACACCUUCUCUGAAGGCAAGGGAUCAAGCUCUGGGCAAAAGGCUCUGGGAGUUCAGUGAAGAGCUUCUUAAGAGAAGAAGCAGGCAACCGUAACAACCUUGACAAAAGUUCAAGACAUUACAAAAGUCCUCUGAAUGUUUGUUCCACUCAUCAUUGUUAUUGCACAGAUUUUUGAGUGGUAGCAUAAAUACUUUGUGAAUGCUUCUACAUAUUUUUAAGACAUAGUAGAGUCUAAUUAAGCUUUGUUUGUCUCCAAUUCAAGCUUUA
This is a messenger RNA of Phoenix dactylifera (date palm), 1329 nucleotides long. RefSeq names its product short-chain dehydrogenase TIC 32, chloroplastic-like. NCBI's taxonomy places the organism in Eukaryota, Viridiplantae, Streptophyta, Magnoliopsida, Arecales, Arecaceae. The record is from RefSeq and is a predicted model, not a curated record.